AUGGCAUGCAAGUUAACCGGGCUCGCAGCAGGGUUUACAUUGCAAGACGAAGCCCGCAGCACCGCUCAUCGCUCCUCACCCUGGAGCAGUGAUUCCAAACUACGCCACAGGCCGGUUGCCUUCAUCAAUACUGGAGCUGCAGAGCCUCUCAAACAACUAGAGAGCAUCUUGCAGAUUGACGAGGGGAAUUCUACAAGCAGACCUCAAGCGGAAAUCGAAGGACAAACCAUCACCGAUGGCCAAGCUGCUGCCGACACACCUUCCCACGAAUCUCAACCUGCUGUUUCGCUUGUCGAAGCUCACGUCCACGAGGCCGUGCCGGUCGAUAUUGCCGCCGAAAUGACGGAUGUCUCUCUAGACCCACGCGAGGUAGAGAAGGCUACGAUGUCCGGAGCGGAAGACAUCACUGGCGCUGAGGCUCCCAUCACACCUCUUCCCUUCUUCUUCGACGUCGUGGGAGAGACUCAACGGCUUGACGCAUUUGUCGAUCAAACUCCAACUCGUUCUCCAUCGCCUACGUCGUCCAACUCUAGCGAAGAUGUCAUUCUGUUCAGAGGUCGCAACAAGGUUCCCAGAGACAAGCAAAGUUCGAAGUCCAAGGCCAAAUCGAAGCUGAAUACUUUCAACCUGGGCGGCAUCUCUACCGAGAUCAACGUCCUGGAGAAGACCGUGAUAUCAAACAAAGACAGCAGCAGGGAUAUGCCUAUGAAGACUGUCGGAAACUCUACACAGAAAUCUCGUCGAAAUGCCGCCAAAGACUUGAAGCGACAGGAGGACGAUGAACUGAUUGCUGACUAUAUUGCCAACAUGAGGGAGUAUGGUGAAGACGAAGCCCUGAUGCCUGCCAAAGCCUAUUCUCGCCGUGACAUAGGCGGCUCUUUGAGCGAGUCUGAAGGCAUCGAUGACUCGUUCCAGACCGUCGUAGCCACGAGCAAGACCGAGGAGUUAUCAGGCGUCAACAGUGAAUCGGAACAUGCGACUGCAGGGGUUAGAAAAGCGCCUAAGGAAAGCGACGAGAAACCUGUCCAUAAUGCACAGAGGCGAUCCGAAAGGCGCAAAGUCAUACAAGAUGAUCAUGCACUAAGGGGAAUUUUUGAGACGGACGUUUCCUACCUGGCAUCACUCGAACAAUCUCUUGCUGAAGACGCAUCGCCGCCUUCUGACUCAAGCGACCAAGACGACGACGAUAUCUUCAGAUCAGCAGCAGAUAGAUUUGCGAAUGAGAUCGACGAUUUCGACUUCAUGGACUGGAGCCGCCCGGCGUUGAAGCCUAAGAGGAGCAAGGGUGCCAGGGGCAAGGUUCCCGUGUUUGACAUUUCGGACUCAGAGCUAGAGGGCAAGAUGCAAGCUGCGUGGAAGAACGAUCGCUUGAAAAAGGCUGAGAGGAAGAAAGAACGCCAAGCCAUGCGUAGUAUGGGAUUUCUCACACUACCGCCCAUGGACAACCAUGCUCGCAAGGUGAUUCACGAACUAGCCAGCAAAUUUAACAUCAAGUCCAAGUCCACAGGUUCGGGUGACCAAAGGCGACCCAUGCUCCACCGCACUUUCAGGACCGCCAAAUUUGCCGAUGAGAUCUUCGAUGUAGCAAUUGCUCGGGUCGGCCGCAAAUACUUCCCUCGCAACGAUACGGCAGUUCGGGCUGCCGUACAGAGGCAAUCGGCUCGUAGGGGAGGUGGUGGUGGACACGCGGGAGUCGCCUAUCGGGAUGGCGAGGUCGUCGGGGGUUCCGCGCCUGAGUUGAGCCAGGAAAACAAAGGUCGUGCAAUGCUCGAGAAAAUGGGCUGGAGUAGCGGUACGGCGCUGGGCGCGAUUAACAACAAGGGCAUUUUGCAGCCUGUCGCCCAUGUUGUCAAGCGUAGCAAGGCCGGGCUGGGAUAA
Molecule: messenger RNA, 1878 nt
Organism: Colletotrichum costaricense
Lineage: Eukaryota; Fungi; Ascomycota; Sordariomycetes; Glomerellales; Glomerellaceae
Product: G-patch domain-containing protein
Exons: 2
Coding region: 1-1878 (625 amino acids)
Cellular component (GO): nucleus
Molecular function (GO): nucleic acid binding
Source: RefSeq, a predicted model, not a curated record